GCAGUGUUGUGGCUCUGCUCCAUAUUAAUGGCGACGAGUGUGACUGAAAAACGACAAAAGAGACAAGAGCAGCCUUGGACGGGAGGGUCUCCGUACGCUCUCUCAGAACCCAAAAACAUUCUCUCUCUCCAUCCCAUUUUCUGUUAUAUCACCAACCUCUCUCCGUAUUGUCGUCUCUUGUUUUACUCUCUCUUUCUCUCUCUCUCUCUCUCUCUCUGAAUCUUCCUUUUCCUCCUUUGUGAAAUCGCUUCUUUAUCUUCCCCUUUUCGAUCUGCUCUUUUUAGAUACACAGUGUUGAUAAAUCGACGAUGUUUGGAGAAAACUUUAUGGGUUUUGGAGGUUUUCCGGGAGAUUUUAACAUGAGAAGAGCUGAUCCGGAUCGUCGUCUUCCUCCUGAUUUUGGUUCCUCCGAUGGGUUUCUACAGAGUCUCGACACAAACCCGUUUCUGAAGAAUCAUUGCUACAACAAGAGCGAUAUGGUGUCUGAUGGUCUUGAUCUGUGUAAAAAGCUCAGUAAAAUGGGUAUCGCUUGUGACAUGAGCAUUUGGAGCAGACCCGAGCCGAUUCGGGUCGACCCGGGAGACUUUGGGUCUAGAGGAAAUCAUCUCCGUGAGUUUUCUUCUGGGUUCGAGCAGAAUCUGAGUGGAGCUUCUCGGAUUCAAAAUGGGUUUCGCAACGCUUCCUCUGGGUUUCUUCAAAACACCUCUCAUGGAGUUUCUCCGGUAGAGCUUAGAUUUCUUGGCGUUCAAGGUUCCGUUAACCCCCACGAGUUUGAAGAGAUGAUGGCUCUUAAGAAUCACAGAGAUUUUCACUUGGACCAUAUGAAUCGACCCAUGAAGCGUCCUUCUCCUUGUCUUAGAGCCGUCUGUCUUGGGAACGAUGCAUUUCAGGGUCCGUUGAUGUUUGAGGAAGAAAGGGUUUCUCGUAACCUAGCCGCCAUGGAAGCUUCUACAGAGCUUGGGAACGAUGCGUUGAUGUUUAAGGGAGAAAGGGUUUCUCGUAACCUAGCCGCCAUGGAAGCUUCGUAUACAGAGGAUAUUCUCAGAGCCAGAGGCGUCUCUUUUGGGAACGAUGCGUUGAUGUUUGAGGAAGAAAGGGUUUCUCGUAACCUAGCCGCUAUGGAAGCUUCUUAUACAGAGGAUAUUCUCAGAGCCAGAGGCGUCUCUUUUGGGAACGAUGCGUUGAUGUUUGAGGGGAAAAGGGUUUCUCGAGCUCUAGCCGCCAUGGAAGCUUCUGGAGCUUCUCAUCCACUGGUCUCUCUUGGGAACGAUGAGUUGAUGUUUGAAGGAAACAGGGUUUCUCGAGCUCGAGCAGCCAUGGAAGUUCCAGGAGCUUCUCUGAUGGGUCCAAGGAGCACUAAUGGCCUGCCUCAAAGUCUAGCCUCCAUGGUUAACAUCUACGGAUCUGUGAAAUUAAUGGCGAAAGAUCAAGUUGGUUGCAGAGUUUUGCAGAAAUUGGUCGGUGAAGGAAGGUUUCUUGAUGUUAUAUUCACUGAAAUCAUUAACCAUGUCGUUGGACUUUCUAUGGAUCCUUUUGGGAAUUACAUCGUCCAGAAACUAUUAGAUGCUUGUGACGAGGAACAGAGGACGAUUAUUGUGAGUGUGUUAACCUCAAACUCAAGGGAGCUCAUCGAAAUCUGUCUCAGCAAUUAUGGGACACGGGUUGUCCAGAAGAUGAUAGAAGCUGUGAAGACAAGACAGCAGAUAGGGAUGGUGAAGUCAGGUCUCAAACCGGGCUUUCUUGCUCUGGUUAUUGAUCUGAAUGGUAAUCAUGUUAUUCAAACUUGCUUGAACUCUCUAAGUGCUAAUGACAAUAAGUUUGUGUUAGAAGCUGCUACGAAGUACUGUGCUGAGAUAGCAGUUCAUCGCCACGGAUGCUGUGUGCUUCAAUGCUGCGUUUCAAAAUCUGUUGGAGAGCAACGUGAGAGACUCGUCAAUGAGAUAUCUAAACACUCACUUUACCUUUCUCAGAAUCCUUUCGGGAACUAUGUGGUGCAGUAUCUAAUAAAGCAAAACGUAUCUGCGGUGAAGUUACUGGUUCAGUUUAGAAUGCAUUACGCGGAGCUAGCGACUCAGAAAUUCAGUAGCCAUGUGAUGGAGAAGUGUCUUAGGAAGUAUCCACAGAGUAGAGCUGAGAUUGUAGGAGAGCUUCUCUCCGUUCCAAACUUUGAACAUCUCUUGCAGGAUCCGUAUGGGAACUAUGUGAUCCAAACUGCUCUAACUGUAACCAAGGUCGGUUCCAAAAUCAAAACUUAUACAUUAUAUACAACAGAAAGCUUUUGA
This is a messenger RNA of Thlaspi arvense, 2282 nucleotides long. The record is from the annotation of a GenBank genome assembly. Lineage: Eukaryota; Viridiplantae; Streptophyta; Magnoliopsida; Brassicales; Brassicaceae.